This is a messenger RNA of Anopheles marshallii, 1716 nucleotides long. Its product is annotated as esterase-5B-like. Lineage: Eukaryota; Metazoa; Arthropoda; Insecta; Diptera; Culicidae. The coding region runs from base 1 to 1716 and encodes 571 amino acids. The transcript has 2 exons. The record is from RefSeq and is a predicted model, not a curated record.
AUGGUACAGCAAUGGCAACUCAACGGUUUGCAAUUAGCAUUGAUGGUCAGCUAUUUAUGUGGAAUAUUAGCUUCGACUGGUCCGGUAGUGAAAAUUGAAAAUGGCCCUAUAAUCGGUGAGAACCGUGGAGAAUACUACGCGUUCGAAGGUAUUCCCUAUGCGAAACCACCCAUCGGUGAUCGUCGAUUUUCUGCGCCGAUACUUAAUGACGAAACAUGGAGUGAGCCACUAAACGCAUCCAGCUUAGGGUCGUUCUGUAUGCAAUGGAGCCACACGAUCCCGGGAAAGGAUAAGCUGUUCGGAGAGGAAGACUGUCUGUAUUUGAACGUCUAUACUACCUCACUCGACGAAACGACCGGCUUGUCAACGCUGUUUUACAUCCAUGGCGGUGCUUUUAUGUUCGGUGGUGGAGGAUUCUUUUCACCUAAGCAUGUCCUCACCAAAUCGAUGAUCAUGGUCACGUUUAACUACCGUGUUGGUCCACUCGGAUUUCUCAGCACUGAAGACGAUGUGAUACCGGGCAAUUUUGGGCUAAAAGAUCAGGUAACGGCACUACAUUGGGUAAAGCGUAACAUCCAUCAUUUCGGCGGUGAUCCGAACCGGGUCACUCUGGCAGGCUUUUCUGCUGGGGGUGCAAGUGUGCAUCUGCAUUACCUGUCUCCAAUGUCGCGUGGGCUGUUCCAAAACGGAAUUGCCCACAGUGGUACCGCUCUGAAUCCGUGGGUGAUGGCUGAAGAUUCCGCUAGCAAAGCCCAACUAAUUGCCAAAGGUGUAGGUUGUUCGGUAGACCAAACGAGUCAAUCCAUACUUUCAUGUUUACGUGACCGACCAGCUGAAGAUAUCGUUCGACAGGUGCCUUUCUUACUGGAUUACCUAUACAAUCCAUUCUCACCGCUCGGUGUAGUGAUCGAGAAGCAAAGCAAACUCAAUCGCCGCCCAUUUCUAGUCGAGCAUCCGGCGGUGUUAUCAAGAAAGGGAAAAUUAACCAAAGUCCCGCUUAUACUGUCCGUCACACAAGCCGAAGGUUUAUAUCCGGGUGCGGAGUUUAUAAGCCAACCAGAAUAUCUUCAAGACAUAGACUCACGCUGGUAUGACCUACUGCCAAGUAUUUUGGACUACAAAACAGCCGUUCCUGACGUUAAAAAGCGAGAUGAGCUAUCUAAAGCCAUUAGCGAACGUUACUUCGGUAAAGAACGCAAGCUUUCGCUAGAUAAUUUUCGUGAUUUUGUGUCGAUUCUAUCGAACCGCUUAUUUUUUGCGGGUGUUACAAAAACCGCAAAACUCCUGCAACCUCACCUUCCCGUUUACUUUUAUUAUUACAACUUCAAGGCGGCAUACGGUAUCGGAGAGUUAUUUUCGGGGUCGAUGGAAAACUACGGUGUCGCUCAUGGUGACGACGUUCUGCUGGUAUUCCCUUCCAGUAUGCGGGACAAUCACCCGCUGAAUAAGGAUGAAAUGCGUAUGGUUUCAAACUAUGUAAACCUAUACGAUACAUUCUCGCAAGGACUAAAGCCUAAAUAUGGUGCUUAUGUGCUUCCGGUGCAAAACAUUACCGGGAAGCUGCAAUACAUAGAAGUGAACGAACCGGAUUGUGCGACAUGCGGAUUAGUGCAGACGGCAUAUGGUGUAAGCGAUGAACAGUUUUGGGACACGCUGGACUUCAACGAUGAACCAUCUCAAAAAGUUCUUCAUAGCCAGCAUCACAUUGAACUGUGA